Messenger RNA from Botrytis byssoidea, 465 nucleotides. RefSeq lists its product as uncharacterized. The transcript has 3 exons. NCBI's taxonomy places the organism in Eukaryota, Fungi, Ascomycota, Leotiomycetes, Helotiales, Sclerotiniaceae. The record is from RefSeq and is a predicted model, not a curated record. The coding region runs from base 1 to 465 and encodes 154 amino acids.
AUGUCGACUUUGACACCUCCCGAAGACCAACUUAUUAGAACCCGCAGCAAAUCCAUCACACUUGACCAGCCUCAAACUGCUACACCUCAUCUAAGUGAAACUGGAAAAAACACCUUGCAAGUCUCAUCGCCUCUAAGAUCCAAAUCGAUGCUCGUUCUUUCAACUCCACAACAAGAAACCACAGCAGAAAAUAACACAACUAAUCCUCGCUCACUUGUCGUUAUACAGUUGAAGAACAAACAUGGAGAUAACGUCAGACGCAUAGACUCUCAAGAAUCGCUGAACAGGCCUGGAUCGAUAAUUGUCAGGGACUUUGGCUCGCAGGAAUCGUUUGAUGAUCUUAGGAAGGCAACAAAUAGAAUCACAAAGAGAAAGGUUCGUUUCGCAGAUAAUCUUCCUUUCGAUGGCUCUAGGAAUGGAGAGGAGAAUAUGUUUGAUUGUGAGAUAAAUUUGUGGGUUAUUUGA